AUGAGGGAGUUCAUGAAGUAGCAUUCAAACUUUUAAUUAGGGCAAUAACUUCAUGCCUGUGCCACUCCACCGACUGCUCCAUUAACCUCCCUCUUUUGCACCAGACAUGUAAAAGGCUUUGACAUGAGAGUGCUUCCACACCAGUGCAAGGCCAUUUUUGCUGUUUAAUGGGAAUUGGAAGUUUUGAAGGCCCCCAGCACAAAACAUUGCGUAAAAAUAAUAUUGCUCAUUGUCAUCCCUGUUAACAAGAGUUGACAUAAUUACUAGGGCCAUUUCUUCUCUAAUUAGCACACUUCCAGGGACAUUGGCGCAAACGGUCCGGGAGAAAAGGGAAUCAGACAGGCAUGCUGAACGGCAAACAAAGAACGCUCUGGCGAGCAUAAUUAGGCGAGACAGUGGCCAGGACUGUUCUCGGCUGGAGAUGUCGUACAGGCUUCGGCUGCGGUUGGCGAGUGUUCGCUCCUGCUCCCACCAAUUCUUAGAGGUAUGCCUCUCCCCCAGUGCCUAAUAAGCCCAUAAUUGUCUUUCUGAUUCACAUGGAACGAGGAAACUGCAGUUAGACCCUGCAAAGCUACUGCUGUUGUCUGAUCCCACUCUGGAGGACCCAGAUUUGCCCCGCUUUUCUUUCUUUUUUUUACUGUCUAAACAAGCUUUUUUUUGUUGAAGGUUUAACCCUGUGGUGCUCUUCAGUCACUUUUGAUCAAACUGUUGAUAGUUAGAUUUCUUUUUAAGAUGACUUUAAUCAGAAUGGUACAAAACUUUUGUGCCAUUGGCUGUGAAACCUCAAAAAUUGGACAUGAUUGGAAAUGGCAAAAUAGUUGGGAAAAAAAAUAUGAAAAUACAGAGAAUCUGCAAAUCUGUCACAAUGCUGGGAAAUAAAUGGACAGCAAUGAACUUAUAAGCAAACAACAGUGAGUAAUAUUAAAAACAUGAACCUACUUAGGGUUAGGUUUAAGGUCGCAUGUAACUGACCCUUCGCCGGAGCUUGACUGACAGGUGAUCUGACCAAUCAUAAUGAAGAAUGCGGCAUUUUGUCAGACAAACAAAUUGCUCAGGGGAGUAAUAUUAGAUUAACUUCAGUGGACUUCAAUUUGACGUCUUUCCGUAGUUUAAAUAAAAUACCUUUUGAUGUUCAUUCAUUUUUAUUUCAUGCUUUAAAUAAAUAUGAAGACACGUGCCACUUGUAGUGAGGUGUGUAGGUGAUCUGUCAUGACACAAAGAGCCAUAAAAUGAUAUUUAUUGUUUAAAUUUCUCAAAAAUGUGAAAGCUAAAACUUUGUACUUGUAAUUAGAAUAAAUUACAUUUUGAAACAUUUGUAAUCAGACUACAGUUACUUGUUUAGUAAUUAUAUGAUUAAAUAUUAUUCACAAAAUAGCAAUAAAUUAGUCAUAAUUUAUUGAUUCUCUCUAAUUCCUCUUUUUUUAUCUUUUAAAUAGGACCCUACCGCUUGUAUACAUUCAGAACUCUUUCCAAUUUUGUGGCCAUUCACACAAAGCACAAUUUUAAAAUACACAUAUUCACAGUAUUUCUUAUUUACAGUUCAUGUACUGCAUGGAUUCCCAAAUGUUUUUGUCAUCUGAACAUCUUUCGCCUUAUAUAUUUACCCUGAGAUUUUAAAAUAAAUAUUUUAAUAAUUAUCACAUUUGCAAGUUCACGUUUCUCUGUUCAUUAAAGGUCACAUGACAUGCAGGUAAACAAAUUAAAUAUUUUAUUUCUUUAGUAAGUGUUUUUUUUUUUUUUUGAUUGAUGUUCUAAAAUGAUUUCAUUUUCAUUUUGUUUUUUAUUCAAACUCCAGUUUGUAAUCCAAAAAGUAUAGCUAAAAUGUGUAUUAUGGAUUACGCUACUAACUACAAUUUGUGUGCUCUUAGCUUCGUGUUGUAUUUUUCACCGCGUGAGAGCAUGACAUGGCUUGUCAGACCUGGCAACAGUCACUAAGGGGGCAGGUCUUUGCAAAGGGUCAAUUAUGCAUAUUUUACUGUAGAUGUAACGUCGAAACAAGGACACCAUUGAGUAACAAUAUUCUUUCUCUGUGUGCAGGUUUGGCUGUAAUAAUUGUAAGCUUGACUAUUCUCUAGCAGACAUUUUUAAACUUGUUCGUUUGGUAAACAGUUUCGCAUGCUAGCUGAAUGAGUGUACGUGUUCUCUGUUCUCUUGUUGAUCUAUUAGUAAUAGUCUAAUUCGCAGACUUCAUGAAGUUUGACAGAACUUUGCACUUGGUGGUUUUGUACAAUUGCGUCCGUUACACUUUGUUGCCCUCAUACAUUGUGACAGUAGUGAUGUGUUGUGAGUGGACCGGUCCGUAAACUGACAUCACGAAGCUGCGGUUCACAUAAUGGCACCCGCCAGUAGUCAUGGCCUGUCAUAGGUCCUGUCCAGACAUCCUCCUUAAGAUGAGGGUCAUUCCCCACCGAGGGUCUGUCUCCAGAAACACCAGCACAGCCAUAAACAACCCGUUGCUCUGACCUCGACGGGCCUUGCUGCCCUAACAAACGUCAAUCCAAUGUGCCCUCAGGCCUUUAAUUAGCUGUCAAUUAGUGCAAAUGAAUCAACUCCUCGCCUAAUUAAGCAAUGCCGGCAGGCAGCUUCCAAACACGCUAUUGUGGGAGCUGCAUGAGAAAACUGGAGCUAGCAAACUCUCUCUGCAUCAGGGGGUCACCGGGCUCUUAGUGGUUCAUGAGGAAGAGAACUCUAGUUUCCUUUUUUUUCCACCUACUCAGCACAAGGUGUUAGCCACUGUCCUCAGUAUCCGCUCGGAAAAUCCUUAGUCUCAGGAAAAGGAGAUUCCCAGUAGCCUUAGAAGUAACUUAAAAAAAAAAAAAAACUCAGGCAUUUCAGUUGAAUUAAAAACAAGUUUCUUAACUUUUGUUGAUAUUUGAGUUUGCUUUGUUAAAAGAACAUUUUGGGUUCAAUAGAAGUUAAGCUCAGUCAACAGCACUUGUGGCAAAAAAAUCUUUUUUUCUGCAAAAAGGUUACGCUGAGGCAAAAGAAGUGAAUGAGGCCAACAUUUGGAGGAUAUAAAAAUGGAAAUGUAAAGCCUAUAACUGUAUAAAAGCACCUGCAGUUAUUCUUUAGGCGUUUUUACUGUUGCUUUAGGAUUUAUGGCAUUGUGUUGCCAUCUAAUUACAUUUUAAACUGUGUUUUUUUUUAAUGUUAUUUAAUUACACGUUUUGUUAUUUUUAAAGAAGAGGAGGGAUGGCCUUGAUUGAGCUUAACUUGUAUCUAACCUGGAAUAUUUCUUUAAACCUAACUAUGUUUAUGAAAGGAAGUCUCUUAUGCUGAUCAAAAAUACAGUAGUAUGUUGUAAAAUGUUCUUACAGUUUAAAUAAAGUUUUCUAUGUUAAUAUAUUUCAAGAUGUAAUUUAUUCCUGUAUGUCAAAGCUGACUUUUCCGUCUCCAGUGUCACAAUCCUUCAGAUAUCCUUCUGUUAUGAUUUGGUGCUUAAGAAAAAAAAUUUUGGACGGUGAAAAUAGUUGUACUGCUUAACGUUUUCAUGGAAGCCGAUAUUUUUUUUUCAGGAUUCUUUGAUGAAUAGAGAGUUCAGAAGGACAGUGUUUAUUUGGAAUAUUUUUUUUUUUCAUGUAAAAAAUGAAUGAUUGUCAUAAAUGUCACAUUAACACAACUAAUGGUAAACAAUAUCCAGUAAAAUAUCAGAGGUUCUGGAUGAAGGGGAUCAUGAGUGGAGCUUUGGGGGUUUAGUUAGGACUCACUCCUUUAUGCUGCUCCAGACUGUGUGUGCUUGGUGUAAAAAAAAAAAACUUAAUGCAACAUUAAAAACAAUUCAUCAUUUCCAAUACAUUGCAAAUACAGAAUUAUGACCAGAAGAGCACAAGCAAUUCUUCAUUUAGAUUGCCUGGCAUGAGAAGAUCAAGCACCAGCAAUCUGUGUAGGGGCCGACUAAUGCAAUACAAUGUCCCUAUAAUACAGCGACAUCCCAAAGCUCAUUACCUCACAGUGACCUUCCAGCAGCAGAAGAAAGUUAUUCGUAAAGACAAAUAGCAGUCAAGCAUUUCAAUAUAAGAGAGGUCGUUAUCUGUAUUCAUCACAUCAUACUGUAAUUGUUACAAGUUUGGACAAACUCUCAUUUUUAGCAGCUAUGAACAAAUACACAAGGGUUGCGUCCCAUAUUUCUCGCAGAGGUCAAGGCAGAGGUGUUAUUUGCCAUCCGUCUGUUUGACUAACGCAAUCACUUUUUUAGUAUUUCAACUGCUCACUUUUUGUUUGUAUGGUGGAUUUCACUUAAAAUAAGUAGGCAGUAGGCCCACAAGAGACUGAAUAUUCAGGGAGGGUGCUGGGGGGACAAAUUUAGCAACAGCUGUUUGCCUUUUAAUCUGCCACCAUCAGAUCUUCCAGACUUUGAUAGGCCACCCAAUCUACACGAAUGACUGAACCAAAUCUUUAUUACUUAUUAGUUCGUCCUCUUAUGCAUGUAAAUCAGGAUGCAGUCAUUUUCAUAUGUAGAUGGAUUAUUAAAAGCCACGGAGGGAGAGUGGGUUUUUUUCCCCUUUCACAAUAAACAACAAAGCCCUGCACAGAUUACAGCAGAAGCGGUGGCUAGGAGAGAACAGGAAGCAGUUUGUAAUUGACAGGCUGCUUUGACAGAGCAAGUCUUGUGAAUAGAUGGGUUUAUCUAGACCGGGUGAUGUGUCAUUAGCAUAUCUUGAUAACAUUGAUUUCUUCAUUACCCUUAAUGAAAUUUCCACUUAAUGGCUUCUAAUUAGUUUCAACUGGUGCCUAUGUAAUUGCAGCGGUGAUAUUUUGCUCAGUGGUGCGGGGUUUAAUGUUUUGAGGCGAUGCGGCCGGAAACUCUUGCGUGAAGUUUUAUUCUCUCGCACUGCUUACGCAUUUGUUGUUGAAAUUUGCAGAUCAGUCGUUUGCUGUAUUCCUAUAUGUGGUUAAACUUUACUUUUGUGUUGCUGCCGGUUUUGAUGAUCAUCUCAUGUAAUUGCCAUGGAGCCAGGCCAACAAAGAAUUAGCAUGGAUAGGUAAUUGAAUAAUGUCCCAUAAGGCCACAAAUCUCUAGGUUUUCUGUAUUUUAAUCUGUUGAAACAGGAUCACAGUGCACCUUUAUUAGUAAAACUCAGCAUGAUAAAACCUCUCCAAGUGUUGGGUCUAGCUGUUAAUUAGCCAGAAAACCCUGCUGGUGUCAUAUGAAUCAGGACGUUUAUUUAUGAAUCAGCACAUGUUACUUUGAUAAGAUUGGUGUUAUCUCUGUCUUCAUCAGAGGCUGGCUGCUUAUUUCCAUAAAUUAUCUCUCAUCUGUCCAGAUGUCCAAAUUGUGCCACAAAUUAUCUGCAAAACGAAUCAAAAUCCCACUGUAAUUUAGUAAUAGCUGAUUAGACCUCAUGUAUUAAAGAAACGUGGAUGUAAUUAUAAUAAGCUAUAUUUUGCAGUCUGUUCAGAUAGGUACAACUAUGUUUUAUAUGCAACAGUUCUUCUGAAAGUGCAGAACAGCGAAAAAUAUAAUAAUGAACCAUGGACUUUCCCCCCUAUAAAUGACCUUUACCCUUUUAAAUUAAACACAUAAAAACUAAUUGUAUUAUUGUAAACCAAUAAAAUUAGACACCCACAUUUGGUGAUUGCCCUCUGCUUCCAUUUGACCAAGAUUUAAAUAUCAAUCUAAUAUUCAAAUUUAAGCACGCUUUACGCGUUAUAUUAAGCUGAUUUCCUAUAAUUUAUUGUAAGAAUUUUACAGUGAUAUGAUUGACAAAUGUUUUUCGUUUUCUGAUUUAUUUAGCAUAUUGUUUUUUCAUUUAUUUUAUUUCAUUUUUAUUUUAAUAAAAUUAAUUAGCUAAUUAAAAAGCUAAAACUCUUGAAAAUUAUUUUUUCUUCAAUAUUGUGCCUUUUUUCUUUUUAUUUGUCUUUUUCUUUUUUAUAUAAAAGGAUAAAACGGAAUGUCACUAAACGUUGUCAAAUCAUCGUCAUUUGUAAAUAUAUAUUUUCAGAACUUACUUUCAGACAUCAUGACCCAUUUAUAUUCAUUAUUUAAAGCCUUGCACUUAUGAUCGAAGCUUUUUAUUUAGAGCACAAAAAGAGUUUUAGCUUUUGCAAAAGAGAAAUAUAUAGGCUAGCGAUAAGAAUUAUACUAUAAAUCCUUACAGGUUCCCUAUCAAUCCUUCAACAUCCAACAGAAAUGAGCUAAGCAACCUAUUUCAGUGACAAACGUUCGGCCUUAUAUGAUUGAAUUAUUUAUUCGUUUUAUAAAACAGAUUACUUAUAAAAUGACUAAUUUGUCAGGUUUGCCCUUUUAUACAUUUCUUAAUUAUUGUUAUUUAUUUUAAUUGAUUUAUUUAUUUUGAUUUGGUGCAUCAGGCGAUGCUGCCUCACAAUAAUUUUUUCAGAUGUCCUUUUCUAUUUCAGACAUUUUCCUAAUUGUCUACAAAAAAAGCCACAUGGCAAUCUACAUCUUACCAUGAAUAUAUGCACGCUAAAAUAAAAUAAAAUAAUAAUAGAUUCCUAAAGUGGUUUAUAAUACACCUGUCACGUUGAAGCAAAAAAAAAAAAAAAAAAAAAAAAAACCAUUUUAGUAUCAACGAUUGUUGUUAGGCUACUAUUAUUACUUAAAUUGAGUAGCCUUACAUUUAAUUCGAAAUGUAAUUUCGAAGUGAUCUCAUUUUAUUUGCUGAUUUUGGAUAAAUGUCUGAUUAACACAUAAUUGUAAGCAAAAUGUGAUGUGAAUGAAAUGACGUGAUGCAUAAAAAAACAGCGAGAGCAGCAUCCUGUAUCCUCUGGAAUUCUAAAUCACUUACUCGCCGCUGAUUGGCUGUUGAGUUUUGACCCUUGUUGGGAUGGACCUGUUGGAUAAAAGGAGAAUUUCUAGAGGGAUCAUGCGUAUUGCGCCGUGCACAAGGGACCGACUCGUAUGUGAAGAAGGGAAUAGUCUCAGAGGCACCAUGACAGGAAAGGAUGGGGCUGUUUUGUCGGAAAGUUUGAACAAAUCAAAAUCGGUGUGUGCCGCUGAGAACAGGGGAAAUAACAAUCCACAUCUGUCAAAGAGCAGCACCACACAUCCGCCCAAAUGCACGGGCUUCGGCAUCCAGGAGAUCCUGGGACUCAAUAAAGAGCCGUCCUCGGCUCCUCGGAGCACACUGGACUCGUUCCCUGCCGGGGCGCACCUUCUAGCGAGCAGGUCGAUGCUCGGUCCAGCUGGAGUUGGUGUUGGGGUCGGGAUGGGAUUAAUUGGCCCUGGAGGUAUUCCAUCGUUCUACAGCCAGCCUGCGUUUCUCGAGGUGCUGUCAGACGCGCAGAACGUGCAUCUGCAGCCGCUCAACAGGACAGUGGCACCGCUGGAAACCAACCAGUCCGCCAGCUCAGAUUCAGAGGAUGUCUCUUCAAGCGAAAGGAGAGUAUCGAAAUCGUCACUGAUCCAGAGCAAGAAGAGAAAAAAGAGACGACACAGAACAAUCUUUACAUCUUACCAGCUGGAAGAACUGGAGAAGGCAUUUAACGAGGCUCAUUACCCGGAUGUGUACGCCAGAGAAAUGCUGGCCAUGAAAACCGAGCUGCCCGAGGACAGAAUACAGGUGUGGUUCCAAAAUCGGAGGGCCAAGUGGAGAAAGCGGGAGAAGUGUUGGGGUCGUAGCAGCGUGAUGGCUGAAUACGGGCUCUACGGUGCCAUGGUGCGUCACUCCAUCCCUCUUCCUGAGUCCAUACUGAAGUCUGCUAAAGAUGGCGUCAUGGACUCCUGUGCUCCCUGGCUGCUAGUUCAAGAUGGUUUUCCUACCACCAGCUGCUUUUCUAAACACCAAUACCCACCAUUCUUUGCAGGGAUGCACAAGAAGACCCUGGAGACCGUUGCAGUCCAAUCAAACGAGAAGGCAGAUGUCACUCAGAAACCGACCAAUCCCAAGCCGGAUGAAGCCGCCGAGGCUGAGGAAAGGAGGACAGAGUCACCCAUGUCCAAAGAGGAACUGAGGGAGAACAGUAUUGCUGUUCUCAGGGCAAAAGCACAGGAGCACAGUGCCAAAGUGCUGGGAACGGUUUCCUCUGAGAGACUAGAGCACAAAAUGGAGACGUCAGUGUCAGAGGAGAAGUCCAGCGAACAGUUAGACGCAAAAGAAGAAGAAAAGAGUUCUUAGAUUAUGCACUGUUAUUCAUCCCUUCAUAGCGCAAGAAACAUAGGCUUGGUGUGAAAAUAUCAUAUUCCUGCACUGAUCUCAUGACAGCACUGGACUUUUGAUAGAUUCUCAAUGUUCCUCUGCUUUUUAUUUCACAUUAGCAAGGUCAAACCCAUUUAGAAAUAUUCAGGAUUUUGAUAGCAGCAUCAGUCCAUCAUGCCAGUGAUUAAUAGCUUUUUUUUUCUUCUUCCUCUUUCAAAUAUAAGCCUACAAAGAUUCCAGCCAUAAAACUAAUAUGAAUAAGUAUAGGGCCCUUUAUCAUGUUGGCAGCCUCCUCAGUGCUGUUUGCAAAACUGCUCAAUUGAACAAAACCAUAGAAGUGUGGAUAUUUAUGAUAUAAUUUCAAUAUUAAGUAAUAUUGACAUCAGAAAAUGAUUGGUCAAGAGCUCCUCUUGCGCUUGAAAGAACAGAAUUGAAGUGCUUUUCAUUUUACUUUUGUACAGUGCCCCGUCUUCAAACUCUGUUGUUAAAACGUUGUAAUAGAAUGUAUUGCUGUAUAUAUUGUAAAUGAAAAUAGCCUGCUACAGUAUUGUUUGAACUAUACAUUAAUGUACUGUAUCUUAUGUGCUUUUUUCGUAACAUGUCAAAUGUAAUCAAAUUACAAAAAAAAGAUGAACAUUACAAACCUGUUUUUCAUCAAGUGUGUUUAAAUUCAAUCAUAAGUGAUGGAGAACAUAAAAUGCAUCAAUUUACGUAAGCAGAUUUUAUGUACAGCAUCGGAACUGUUUUAGGUAUAAUUUUAUAUCAUAUUGACAUAUAGAGCUGUUGCACUACAGGCGUCCCGAGUUCAAAUCCCGUCUCGAGGACCUUUCCCAAUCCCACCCCCCUCUCUCCCACUUCACUUCAAAUACAGUACACCAAAAAUAAAUCUUUACAAACAGUAAUUAAAAUCCAAACUUGCGUUCAAAUCUUUUGCAAUGCACUGAAAAAAACAUAAAAAUUGCUAAUAAAUUUUAGUAACAAUUACAAAGAAAUGGCAAAUAACAGUGAAGUCAACUAAAAUUCUAAAGCAAAAAAUAUGAAAAAGUAUUUUCUUGUAAAAAGUACUGUAAUAUUUGUUUUAUUUACAACGAACAAUUUGUGAAUGCUUUUUUAUUUUUUUUUAUAGUGUGUUUUCGGGCUAUGGAGCCUGAGUAACAAUCGUUUGUAUGUCACCAAAAGAGUUGUGUGUCACUGAGCGUAAUCCCACACAGUUGAGAGGCCUCAAUCUGGGCAGAUUAAACAGCAGGAGCCAUGCAUAACAGACAUAUGGGAGAGAGCAGGGAAACAGCCCUAGAUAAGGUGCUCUCACUGAGACUAUAGUUCUCCUGAAUUAAUACCAUUUAUCCUUCAUGCAUGCUGUCACAUAUACAAUCAUCUAUCUAUCUAUCUAUCUAUCUAUCUAUCUAUCUAUCUAUCUAUCUAUCUAUCUAUCUAUCUAUCUAUCUUUCUAUUUAUCUAUCUAUCUAUCUAUCUAUCUAUCUAUCUAUCUAUCUAUCUAUCUAUCUAUCUAUCUAUCUAUCUAUCUAUCUAUCUAUCUAUCUUUAUAUUUUAAAUGUAAAAGGCCCAGGAUUACAAUCAUUCUGUCUCAUAUUAGCAGUCUCGGAUGCCUUACAAUUGAAAAAUCCCCACAUAACAGGAUAGAGAAAAGCAUGGUAAUUAUCUAACAACUGUGCAUAAUUAAAUAUUAGCCAUUAAAAUGUCCAUGUUAAACCUAAUGAAUAAAAAUAUAUAGGUCUCCCUCUGACUAAUCUGUGAAUUGUGAAAUCAAUCAGGAUUGUGCUGAUUAGAAGCGUCCAAAGGGAUGUUGCACGCUCUCUCUCUACCUCAUCUGGGUUGUUGAUCCUUUCCAUGCCCUUAUUAUCAAGGCCUGUCAACAGAUUAUUGAUACACACUGUUAAUUCAAUCCUAAUUUAAUUUACUUAGUGGCUGCGUAAUUAAUUAGUCGACAUCUGGGGUGAUAAGGCUAGGCUUACGUGGCAACAGAAUAUACUGUAUCUCUAUCCUCUUUCACCCAGUGAUCCUGUCAGGCAUAUUAGCCUUUUACAUUUCCCUGUAUUGCUCUAGACAUGGUUUAAUAAACGAAAUGUUGUUUGAACCUCAAA
Molecule: messenger RNA, 10198 nt
Organism: Carassius gibelio (silver crucian carp)
Lineage: Eukaryota; Metazoa; Chordata; Actinopteri; Cypriniformes; Cyprinidae
Product: visual system homeobox 2-like
Exons: 5
Coding region: 6786-8075 (429 amino acids)
Biological process (GO): regulation of transcription by RNA polymerase II
Cellular component (GO): nucleus
Molecular function (GO): DNA-binding transcription factor activity, RNA polymerase II-specific; sequence-specific double-stranded DNA binding
Source: RefSeq, a predicted model, not a curated record